This is a messenger RNA of Linepithema humile (Argentine ant), 1985 nucleotides long. It is a transcript of the gene ifc, whose product is annotated as delta4-sphingolipid-FADS-like protein ifc. Gene Ontology annotation, biological process: ceramide biosynthetic process. The record is from RefSeq and is a predicted model, not a curated record. Lineage: Eukaryota; Metazoa; Arthropoda; Insecta; Hymenoptera; Formicidae. Gene Ontology annotation, cellular component: membrane. Gene Ontology annotation, molecular function: sphingolipid delta-4 desaturase activity.
UAGCCAGUAACACGAGAUCAUUCAGUGGCUGUCAUGGCUAUCAGUAUCUCCAUGUAGUAGUGUUUCGUCUUUUGCCCGUGCCGGUUGAUUCUUGCUUAUAAUAUUAUCUUUCAUUCUUUCUAAUCGUCGUGGAAAAAUGGGCCAACGCGUAUCAAGGACAGACUUUGAGUGGGUUUAUACAGAAGAGCCACACGCCACACGACGCAAGAUAAUUUUAGAGAAAUAUCCUCAAAUUAAAAAGUUAUUUGGAUAUGAUCCAAAUUUUAAAUGGGUUGUUCUUGGAAUGGUAUUAGUACAGUUUUUGUCAUUAUUUGUUGUUAAAGAUUUAAGUUAUCCAAAUCUCUUGUUGUUAGCGUACUUUUUUGGAGGUGUAAUAAAUCAUUCUCUCAUGCUCGCAAUACACGAGAUAGCUCAUAAUCUUGCCUUUGGACAUGCCAGACCUAUGGCUAACCGAUUGUUCGGUUUUUUUGCAAAUUUACCAAUAGGUAUACCAGUAUCUAUUAGUUUUAGAAAGUAUCAUCUUGAGCACCAUCGUUAUCAGGGAGAUGAAAAAUUAGAUACUGAUUUACCAACGUUAUUAGAGGCGAAAUUAUUUAAUACAACUUUUGGAAAGUUCUGUUGGGUAUUUCUGCAGCCUCUCUUUUAUGCAUUUCGACCUCUUGUAACAUACCCAAAAGUGCCAACAAAUCUAGAAUACAUUAAUUUAUUUAUACAAUUGAUAUUUGAUGGUAUUAUAUGGUACUUUUUUGGUGGUAAAGUGGUAUUUUAUUUGCUUAUUGGUUCAUUUAUGGCAAUGGGAUUACAUCCCGUGGCAGGACACUUUAUAUCAGAGCAUUAUAUGUAUAAAAAAGGUUUCGAGACGUACAGUUAUUAUGGUUCUUUGAAUUUCAUCACUUUCAACGUUGGAUAUCACAAUGAGCACCAUGACUUUCCUGCAGUACCUGGUUCAAGAUUGCCAGAGGUAAAACGUAUAGCUGCAGAAUUUUACGACGAUCUGCCACAUCAUAAUUCAUGGACUUCUGUGUUAUAUGACUUUGUGAUGGAUCCUGACAUUGGACCUUAUGCAAGAAUGAAGAGGAGGCAUCGGGGAUUGGAUCAAUAGAUUUUUGAAUUUUUUUUUCCAAAUAUGUAUUCUAUGGUAUUAUAUAUACAUAAUUGAUUCUAUUGCUAUGUAAACACUUGGUGAAAUUGGAUAUUUAUAGAAAGAUAUAAUUUUAAAAUAUUUAACAUUUAAAAAUAAGAAAGAUAAAUGUUAUCUACUGAAAAGUAUGAUAGCAUAUUGGCGUUUUCUAUAUUGUAAUGUAGUAAAAUUCACAAAUUCAUAGUAUUAAUUUAGCAAGUUGGUAUCUUUUCUCAGUAUAUUCUCAUAUCUUAUCAGAUUAUUUCAGAAAAGUUUCCAUAUCUCUAAAUCACAGCAGUUUAUACAGCAAUUUUUUAUUUAAUAUUUGAGCAUUAUGUCAAGGAUUGGAUUUAUAUCCGAGAGCGAUUAAUACUUAUUUUGUAAUUUAUCAAUAUUUUUGCAUUUGAUUGUAAAGUCAUUGUAUUUAAUCACUCUCAGAGCUAUCCAAUCCAUAGUAGUUAAAAACGCUAUAAAUAUAUAUAUAUAUAUAUAUCUCACAAGUGAAUCUGUGAUGUAAAAGUAUACGCUAUAUACUUUUAUAUGAUAUAAUGAUAUAAUCAUAUGAUAUAAUGAUUUUAACAUAUGAUAUCAAAAACUCAGAUUUUGCUAGAAGAUUGAUAUAUGCCAUAUGAUAUAAACUUGUGUAUAUUUCUUUAAUGAAAUGCAAAAUGAUAUGACUAAUUGUAAAAUAAUAUUUUUUACGAAAAAAAAAUCAAGGAAUAUUAUAAAUAGAACAUAUAUAGAACCUAUAGGAUUAUGUUAAAUAAUAAUAAUUUUCACUUUAUUUUACUUCAGACUAUGCCAAAGGUUUGUACACUUCCUAUAAUAAAAAUAUGAGGUAUGCUGGAUUACAUAAAAAAUAUAA